This is a messenger RNA of Alligator sinensis (Chinese alligator), 1551 nucleotides long. RefSeq names its product mediator complex subunit 27 (gene MED27). Gene Ontology annotation, biological process: regulation of transcription by RNA polymerase II. Gene Ontology annotation, cellular component: mediator complex. Gene Ontology annotation, molecular function: transcription coactivator activity. NCBI's taxonomy places the organism in Eukaryota, Metazoa, Chordata, Crocodylia, Alligatoridae. The coding region runs from base 17 to 1081 and encodes 354 amino acids. The record is from RefSeq and is a predicted model, not a curated record. The transcript has 9 exons.
GACGGGGGCGGCCAAGAUGGCGGACGGGGUGCUGAGCCCCGGCGUGAACCUGGAGGCCUUCUCGCAGGCCAUCGCGGCCAUCCAGGCGCUGCGCUCCAGCGUCACGCGCGCCUUCGACUGCCUCAAGGACGGCAUGCGCCACCGGGAGACGCUGGAGGGCCGCGAGAAGAGCUUCGUCUCCGCCUUCCAGGACAGCCUGCACUCCGUCAGCCGCGACCUGGGUGAGCUGGAACGUCUGAGCAAUCUGGUUGGCAAACCAUCUGAGAACCAUCCUCUUCAUAAUAGUGGAUUGUUGAGCCUAGAUCCCGUACAGGACAAAACUCCUCUCUACAGUCAACUGCUUCAGGCCUACAAAUGGUCAAACAAGGACUGUGGAAACUCUCCCCUGUCAACAUUAGAGGAUCCUGCUUGGGCAGAUGACUCCAAAGUACUGCCCUCAAGAACCCAGCAAAAUGAUCAUUGUUAUUUUGCUCCUGCUAGCAACACCCUUGAGUUACAGUAUCAUGCAGGGCUAGCGUCUGGCCUAUUGAAUCAACAGUCUUUGAAACGCUCAGCCAACCAGAUGGGAGUAUCUGCAAAACGCAGACCAAAAGCCCAGCCUACAACCCUUGUCUUACCUCCUCAGUAUGUUGAUGACGUGAUCAACCGCAUUGACAGGAUGUUCCCUGAGAUGUCCAUCCAGCUAUCCCGACCCAAUGGUACCUCUGCAAUGCUUCUGGUUACCCUAGGAAAAGUGCUAAAAGUGAUUGUGGUGAUGCGGAGUCUCUUCAUUGACCGGACAAUAGUAAAGGGAUAUAAUGAAAACGUCUACACCGAAGAUGGCAAGCUCGACAUCUGGUCUAAAUCCAACUAUCAGGUCUUUCAGAAGGUGACAGAUCAUGCAACCACUGCCUUAUUGCACUACCAGCUACCCCAGAUGCCAGACGUGGUGGUCAGAUCCUUCAUGACCUGGUUAAGAAGUUACAUAAAGCUGUUCCAGGCUCCAUGCCAGCGCUGUGGAAAGUUUCUGCAGGAUGGCCUACCACCCACCUGGAGGGAUUUCCGAACUCUUGAGGCCUUUCAUGACACCUGCAGGCAAUAGUAACACAGCUGAGUCAUUGGCUUGGCAUGAUGGAAAAUGGGUUUAUGGACCCAGUUGGUUGCAAAUAACCUCUGAACAGUGUUGGUGGUCAUUGGUGGAUUCUAUUUCUCAGCAUCCACAUGCACAUUCCCACCUCUAGCAAAUCAGUCCUUACUGAAUAGUAAAGAUGCAUUGCUACAUUUGACCAUCAAAAGGGGCAUCUUUCUGCAAGGUACUAAUGAAAAAAAUGUUUGUCUUCGACAUAAGCACAGAGGAAAAGAAGAAAAUCUCUUGUUACAGGAAGGUUCUGUGUGCUUUGCAUUGGAGCUUCUGUGCUGAAAUUAUCUUCUGGGAUCUGUGUCUUGUAGUCAUUUCAAAAGCAACUGAUAUUUUGAUGAGAUGACCCAUGUUCUAUGUCUGUUUUGCUACAGUUUUCUUGGUAGUGGAGAACUUUAUUUUUACAAACCAAAAAUAAACUUUAUAUUCAAAGA